CCCCGGCGGCGGCGACGACUCUACCUGACCUGGCCUGCGGCCGCCCGCUUUCCCAGCCAGCACGCCAUCCAGCCGCCGUCGCCAUAGCCGUUGUCCCUCUCUGAUCGUCGGGUCUCGGCCAGAUCCGGGGGCACCGGGCUCCGCAGAGGCCCUAGAUUGCGUCGCGUGGGAUGCCGCGCGACUUGUCGCGGUCGCGGUCGCCGCCGCGCCGGCGCCGGCGGUCGCCGUCCCCCGCGCGGUACCACGGCCGGAGGGGGCGCAGGGACCGAAGCCCGAGCCCCGUCCGUAGCAGAUCCCCCUAUCGCCCCGCGUAUAGAAGGAGGAGCCCUUCACAUUCCCCAAGAAGGCGCAAGAGCCGUUCUCCGUCUCCUAGGAGGCGCAAGAGUCGGUCUCCAUCACAAAAGCGUUACGGAAGAAAGAGAAGUCCGAGUGUCACUAGCUCUCCAAUCACCGCAUCUCAAAGUUCCCACCUUGGGUUGGCGGAGAAUAAGAAUGCUACUGAUAAGCAAAGGCUAGAAGAAGAAAAGAAAAGGCGACAAAAAGAAGUUGAACUGAGACUAUUAGAGGAGGAAACGGCAAAAAGAGUUGAGCAGGCUAUUAGGAAAAAAGUUGAGGAGAGUUUGAAUUGUGAGGAAAUUAAGCAUGAAAUACAACGGCGAAUUGAGGAAGGGCGAAAAAGGAUAUUUGAGGAGGUAGCGAUCCAGAUUGAGAAAGAAAAGGAGGCAGCUUUAAAUGAAGCCAGGCAGAAAGCGGAACGAGAAAAACAGGAGCGGGAGGAGCAAGAGAAGAAGCUUGAAGAAGAACGAAAGAAAGCCGAAGAGGCAUUGAUGAAAGAAGCGAUGGAACAGCAGCAGAAAGAGCUAGAGCGGUAUCAGGAGCUAGAGAGGCUUCAGAAAGAAAGGGAGGAGGCCAUGAAGCGGAAACAGAUGGAGGAAGAGCAGCACAGGCAGAACCAGAUGAAGCUGCUGGGCAAGAACAAGUCGCGGCCAAAGCUGUCGUUCGCUCUUGGAAUGAAGUAGCAUCUGGUUCACCAUAGUGAAACUAGCAUUUUAAUUUAUCUGUAACCGUGAAUCUGUGUAUGAAACCGCCCAUGUGUUCCGCAGACAAUUGCAAUGUGUUAAUUGUUCUUGAUCUGCUG
Panicum hallii is the source of this 1138-nucleotide messenger RNA. RefSeq lists its product as uncharacterized. Lineage: Eukaryota; Viridiplantae; Streptophyta; Magnoliopsida; Poales; Poaceae. The transcript is spliced from 4 exons. The record is from RefSeq and is a predicted model, not a curated record. Gene Ontology annotation, molecular function: cadherin binding. The coding region runs from base 171 to 1019 and encodes 282 amino acids. Gene Ontology annotation, cellular component: mitochondrion; nucleoplasm.